UCCUUAUUCCCUGGGUCUGCCACAGACACACCGAAACCAAAGGGACAAGAUGACUAGCCAGUCUCAGGGAAUCCAGCAACUUUUGCAGGCAGAGAAACGUGCCAAGGACAAACUUGAAGAAGCCAAAAAGAGAAAGGGAAAGAGGCUAAAGCAAGCCAAAGAAGAAGCCAUAGCAGAGAUAGACCAUUACAGAUUACACAGAGAGAAGGAUUUCCGACAAAAGCAAACCAAUAUAAUGGGCUCUCAGGGUAACCUAUCAACAAAAAUAGAUGAAGAAACUGCAACAAAAAUCCAGGAUCUCACUAGUAACUACCAUAAGAACAUGGAAAGCAUGAUAGGACAUCUUUUGAACAAGGUGUAUGACAUCAAUCCAGAAAUCCACCCAAAUUAUAUAUAUACUAUUUAAACCAUUUUGUGGAAAUGUUUCAGAAAGCACACUGAUGGCUUUGCCAUUAGACAGGGUGAUGUGGUUUACCUCAACUGGCGGUUUAUAAAGUACCAUUAAAGGACAGAAUAAAGUCAGUCAUUAUAUUUUUAGCACAAGCAAGAAUUGGGUAGCUAUUUGAAUAUUCCAAAUCUAGGAUCAAAAUUGUCUUGUGCUCUUUUUUGUGCAGAAGAUAUAAUUUCCCUGAUAUUUGUCAUUUUCUACAUUUUUACUCUGUAUGUUAGAAACUGCAAGCCAAAAAAGCACGUAGGUUUGUGAUGUGACUCGUUCUCUCAAGGUUUCACGCAAGCAUUUGGUGGAAUGGAUUUCCUCCUCUUCCCCACCCGCCCCCUUUUUUUCCUGAUAACAAGGAUUUGCAGUGCCAUCCUGAGCAGAUUUACACCUUUCUAGGACCACAAAAGUUAACGAUCUUAGAAUGGUAUAACUCUGUUUAGGAUUGCAUUGUUUGUCGCUUAAAUAUGGGCAAUGGUGGAAUAAGGAAUUGUUUGACACCAGCAGCUUUUCAGUGGGUGUCUUUUUCUUCUUUACUUAUGUUCUCUACUACUUUAAAAAAAUGUUCUGUAUGA
Molecule: messenger RNA, 1011 nt
Organism: Heteronotia binoei (common prickly gecko)
Lineage: Eukaryota; Metazoa; Chordata; Lepidosauria; Squamata; Gekkonidae
Gene: ATP6V1G3
Product: ATPase H+ transporting V1 subunit G3
Exons: 3
Coding region: 50-406 (118 amino acids)
Biological process (GO): proton transmembrane transport
Cellular component (GO): vacuolar proton-transporting V-type ATPase complex
Molecular function (GO): proton-transporting ATPase activity, rotational mechanism
Source: RefSeq, a predicted model, not a curated record